Molecule: messenger RNA, 955 nt
Organism: Tinamus guttatus (white-throated tinamou)
Lineage: Eukaryota; Metazoa; Chordata; Aves; Tinamiformes; Tinamidae
Source: RefSeq, a predicted model, not a curated record
AAACCUUUGAAAUGCUGAUCAAAUUGGCUGAGAAUUACACAAACACGCUGUUCUGCAAUGCAUAUAGGAACAUGGCUCUUGAGACUGCUACGCACAUUCAGGAGUUUUUCACUGAUGUUGGGCUCUUCAUAUUUGGCACAGAUGUUAGCACAGAGGAAUUUGUCAACAGAUUUUUUGACACCCUCUUCCCAAUAGCCUACAGCCACAUGAUUAAGCCCGGUCUGACGGACGUUUCCCUGGAGUAUGCCGAAUGCCUGCGAAUGGCAACGAGGGAUAUCAGGCCUUUCGGCAGCAUCCCCAAAGUAAUCGCAAGGCAAAUGGGAAGAUCCCUGUUGCCCAGCCGGACUUUCUUGCAGGCUCUGAAUCUGGGCAUCGAAGUGAUCAACACAACGGAUCACCUACAUUUCUCCAAGGACUGCAGCAGAGCAUUGCUGCGGAUGCAGUACUGCCCCCAUUGCCAAGGGCUGACGUUGAGUAAGCCGUGCAUGGGCUACUGCCUCAACGUGGUUCGGGGCUGCUUGGCGAACCUGGCAGAAGUGGAUCUUCACUGGCGGGGAUAUAUUCAGUCCCUGGAAGAGCUCUCAAGCGCCAUGCAUGGGACAUACGAUCUCGAGCACGUGCUUUUAAAUUUUCAUUCACUUGUUAACGAUGCUCUCAUACAAGCCCAGAUCAAUGGCGCAGAAUUAUCUGAGCAGGUGAACAAGAUAUGUGGUCCUCCUGUAAGAAAGCCCAUGCAGUCACUAGGUUGCUCCUUUGAUCAGAACAAAGAUAAUCAAGGGUUGAAGAUGUUCUCAAGAGACAGUGAAGAAACCCUUGCCAACAGAAGAAAAGCAUUUAUUGGCCACCUCCGUCUCUACAGAGCUUUCUAUGGUGGCCUGGCUGAUCAGCUGUGUGCUAAUGAGUUAGCGGCCUCCGAUGGACUACCGUGCUGGAAUGGAGAAGAUGUUGUAAGAAG